UUUCCAGCCUCGCCUGUAUCGGUUUUGAGUCCCAAAAGCAUACUCUUUGUAAUAUAGACUGCUAGCAAAACUACUGUCGAUCAAGAUCGGAGACUACGGGUACAGAUUGGGGAAAAGUGUGUUUCUGUUGUCUGUGAGUGAGAGUUAGCGAUGGUGUCGUAUAUGAGUUUGGUGAUGUAUGGAGUGGGCGGAAUAGUGGUGGCCGGAAUGGCAUUAUUGGUGGUGUUUCAGGAAAAACUAGUCUAUGUACCGGUUUUACCUGGUCUCACCAAGUCCUAUCCAAUCACACCAGCUCGACUACGCAUGAUUUACGAAGAUGUAUGGCUUACUUCUUCCGAUGGUUUACGCCUUCACUCCUGGUUCAUCAAGUUCUCGCCAGAUUGCACAGGCCCAACUAUUCUAUUCUUCCAAGAAAAUGCUGGAAAUAUUGCACAUCGCCUUGAGAUGGUGCGAAUAAUGCUACAAAAGUUGCAGUGUAACAUCUUCAUGCUAUCCUACAGAGGAUAUGGUGCUAGUGAUGGCUAUCCAUCUCAACAAGGAAUCAUUAGGGAUGCUCAGGCUGCUCUAGAUCAUCUCAGCCAGAGGACAGACAUUGACACUUCUCAAAUAGUUGUAUUUGGAAGGUCUCUUGGUGGAGCAGUUGGUGUUGUAGUUACCAAAAAUAACCCUGACAAGGUUGCUGCACUAAUACUGGAGAACACAUUUACAUCAAUUCUAGACAUGGCUGGUGUUUUGCUACCCUUUUUAAAAUGGUUUAUCGGUGGAAGCAUCUCAAAAGGCCCAAAAAUUCUUAACUUUGUUGUCCGUUCUCCCUGGAAUACCCUCGAUACAGUCGGCGAGGUGAAGCAACCGAUUCUUUUUCUUUCUGGACUACGCGAUGAGAUGGUUCCGCCACUUCACAUGCAGAUGCUAUAUGCGAAAGCAGCUGCACGGAACAAACGGGCAACGUUUGUAGACUUCCCUAAUGGCAUGCACAUGGACACCUGGCUGGCUGGUGGUGAUCUUUAUUGGAAAACUGUCCAAUCAUUUUUACAAAAAAAUGUUAUCCAAAACAAUGAUACAGAAACACGAUGACCAAGUUGGAUAAAGGUCUGAUUGUGAUUGCUAGUAAAGAGGGGUUUCAUCAUUUCAAAUCAUUUGUUGAGGAAGAAUUGUUUUCGGUUUAAGGAAUUUUAGAUGGUGCUACAUGACUUGGAUUAGAAAUACAUCCAACUUUUUUUUUUUUUUUUAAUUAAUUUUGUUCGAAAUGAUCUUUUAUGCUUUGAAAUGUAUUUGAAUUUGUUUACAUCUACAAAUACGUGUUUUGG
Messenger RNA from Lactuca virosa, 1307 nucleotides. The record is from the annotation of a GenBank genome assembly. NCBI's taxonomy places the organism in Eukaryota, Viridiplantae, Streptophyta, Magnoliopsida, Asterales, Asteraceae.